AUUCAAAAGCUGCAACGAAAAUCGUGAGUUUCUUUGAGGCUGUAACGAAGGAUUUAGUGAUGAAUUUAAUGAAACAAAAUGAACGUGAAAAAUUGGAUUUAACGAAAGAUUUAAUGGGUGAAAAAGAACGUGAAAAAUUGGAUUUAACGAAUCGUAUUACGAAACUUGAGAAUGAUGUCAAAGACCGCACUGAACUUCUUUUACGAUCAAAGGGGAUGUGUAAUGUGAGAGGUGCUUUAGAGUUCAUUAGAUCAACGAAUCGGUUACAGGACAAAAUUAUCUCGUUUCGCGAACCUACAGACAAUGUUUUGACGAGGCUGACUCAAGAUGAAAGGUUCAUAUCAUAUUUAAAUCAAACAUGCUCACUUAAUAAUUCUCAAUACAAAGAUGUCGAAGGAUGUGUGGGUGGCCUCUAUUACACUGCAUUAAAAAAAAAAUUGCGCGGUCACGACAACGAUGUUGAAAUUUAUGCGCGGGACUGGAGUGUGAAUGAAGUAUUAGCAUUAGGUGCUCUUCUUCGUUAUUAUAAUAUUUUGUACUAUUAUUAUGAUGACCAGGGAGACUUAGCUGAAUACCCUUACAAGUUAGCUAAAUACCCUUACAAGUUAGCUGAAUACACUUACAACCCAGCGAUGGAAACGACAAAAUUGGCCACCGUCGUCAUGUGGUAUGACGACAAAAUUGGCCACCGUCGUCAUGUAGUCUGA
Messenger RNA from Acaulospora morrowiae, 707 nucleotides. NCBI's taxonomy places the organism in Eukaryota, Fungi, Glomeromycota, Glomeromycetes, Diversisporales, Acaulosporaceae. The record is from the annotation of a GenBank genome assembly.